CCGAAAACCACAUUUUGGGAAAGGAUCAAAAUUUAAGAAAAUGAAAAAUUGGGAAUUAUAGACUAAAGACUGAUUGUAACGCAGCCAGGUGUCGGCAUUAUGUCGUAUAAAUCACUAGCGAAUACAUCUGGUGAUCUUGGAAAUGGAAAUGCAUCGAACAUUGGGUCUAUUGAGCAGACAUAUGAGGAGCUGAUGCAAGGAAGUGUUCCUUGCCCAACAUGUCGGGGAACAGGCAGAAUUCCAAGUGAACAGGAGAAUGAACUAGUUGCUUUGAUACCUGUGCGAGAUCAGAGACUCAAGCCAAGCCGAACGAAAUUAUGGAUAGCACUAACUGUGGCAAUUGUGCUUGUAAUAGCAGGACUUUUUCUGUUUUUCUUCAUUCCCCGAAAUGUCCAACUCUCCAGUACUCUGCCAACUAUAGUGCCAGACCACUCCAGUGUCAAUGUGGCAGACCAUACAGUAUUCCUGCAAAUCCAGGUUCAGUACAACCUAACAAAUGCCAACUUCUUCAGUGUGGAAGUGAAUAACUUUAAGGUGUCUGCCUACUUUAACAUGAAAGUCAUACAAGAAGUCACUAAUGCAUCAGUGGUUUUGGUUCCACUGAGAAGUGCUGACCAGCUGACUGUCUUCAUGAAUCUCACAUUCAACAAUGAGGAGGGAUAUAUAGCAGAAUAUUGUCAGUGGAGAAAAUUCUGGCAACCUUACAUCUAUGUGAGAUUUGUGGCAUAUGCAACAUUUACGCUAUUGGGUCAAUCAGAGCAGUCAGUACUUGAGACAUUUCAGCAUGUAGUUUGUUUAGGCCCCCCACCAACAACACCCCCUCCGACAACCACCCCCACAACCACCCCCACAACAACAACACUGCCACCAAGCUCAACAGCUAUUAAAUCUAGUGCUACAAAUCUAAGUAUCAACUCGCAAGUCUAGUCAAAUACUUUAAAAAGUUCAUUGUUGACCCUGUAAGUUGGGCUCUAUACAUACAUGACCUAUGAGGUUGAUAAUAACAGUGGAUGCAAUGACGAACGUGAUCACCUAUUUUGCAUGUAUGUUGUCAAUUGUUAUGUUAAUUGUCAAAGAAGUUAGAGCUGUAGUUCAAUGACAAUGGAGUAGAUGUAUUAUGAAUUGUAUAUGUAAAAUGAGUUGUGUAUAUUGGUCAAACAUUCAACAUUAUGUUUUUAUGCACUGACAUAUAACUCAACAAUGAUUAGAAAUCCCGGUGUUUUAUGGUACAUUUACAUAUGUGUAGUAUAAUUUGAUAUAGAACAAGUAUUUUGAAAAGAAGAUAUGUAUUCUUGAAUUUAGAAAUUUUAUAUCUGAAAGCAGUUGCAUAAGAAGUAUGAAUGUUGCACAACUCAGACCUGUGCCAAAAUAAUUAAGGACGCCUAAAACAAUUAGUAGGAAUAUUUGUAAUACCCCAAGGCAGGCUCUUAAUGCACAUCUCUCAGGGUCCACUUUGAGAUGUCUGACAAUCUCCAAUUUCUAGCUUUAAAUUAUAUAUGUCAGGCCCGUAGCCAGGGGGGAGCUCGAUGGGUUCGAGCGAACCUCCCCCCUGGCAAAAAAAUCUUAUAAAAUCAUGC
Owenia fusiformis is the source of this 1577-nucleotide messenger RNA. NCBI's taxonomy places the organism in Eukaryota, Metazoa, Annelida, Polychaeta, Sabellida, Oweniidae. The record is from the annotation of a GenBank genome assembly.